Molecule: messenger RNA, 834 nt
Organism: Lycium barbarum (goji berry)
Lineage: Eukaryota; Viridiplantae; Streptophyta; Magnoliopsida; Solanales; Solanaceae
Exons: 4
Coding region: 1-834 (277 amino acids)
Source: RefSeq, a predicted model, not a curated record
AUGGUGGAAGACUUUUUUGAGGUCUUUAUGGAUGACUGUGUUGACCAUCUAGGUCGAGUGCUUAAACACUAUGAGGAGACUAAUCUGGUGCUGAAUUGGGAAAAGUUUCGCUUCAUGGUGAAGGAAGAUAUCGUUCUAGGGCAUAAAAUCUCUGAAAAGGGGAUUGAGGUCGAUCAGGCAAAGAUUGAUGUGUUUUCAAAGCUUCCUCCACCUAUCUCAGUUAAGCUACGUGAAAAAGAGGCUAAGUUCGAGUUUGAUGAGAAGUGUCGCAAGGCAUUCGAUAAAUUGAAGGAGUGUUUGACCACUGCUCCUAUUAUUGUUUCUCCUGAUUGGUCUCUGCCAUUCGAGUUGAUGCGCGAUGCAAGCGAUUUUGCCAUUGGUGUUGUGCUUGCCUAUCUGUUGGGGUCUAAAAUUUUGGUUUACGCUGAUCAUGCUGCAUUGAGGUAUCUGAUGGCGAAAAAAGAAGCUAAGCCGCGGUUAAUUAGAUGGGUACUACUGUUGCAAGAGUUUGAUUUCGAGGUUUUAGUAGUGACAGCUGAGGUAGCACCUGGGUGUGAAGACAUAGCCAACUUUUUGGUGACGGGCAUUAUUCCUGAUGAUAUAAAGUCAUACCAGAAGAAGAAGUUUUUGCGCAAUUCUUGUAUGUAUUACUGGGAUGAGCCAUACUUGUUCAGAACAUGCGCUGAUAACAUCAUUCGGCGUUGUGUUUCUGAGUGUGAGGUAAUGGAAAUUCUGAAGGUGUGCCUCGACUCUCCUGUUGGGGGUCGUCAUAGUGGCACUCGGACUGCUGUAAAAGUUUCUCGAAUGUGGUUAUUACUGGCCUACUCUCUUUGA